This is a messenger RNA of Tripterygium wilfordii, 1619 nucleotides long. RefSeq names its product SNF1-related protein kinase regulatory subunit gamma-1-like. The transcript is spliced from 6 exons. The coding region runs from base 47 to 1336 and encodes 429 amino acids. Lineage: Eukaryota; Viridiplantae; Streptophyta; Magnoliopsida; Celastrales; Celastraceae. The record is from RefSeq and is a predicted model, not a curated record.
GCAAGAGACAGAGAGAGAUUGAAGAGAGAGAGAGUGAUUGAGAGAGAUGGCUAGUAUGCAAAUGGAGGUGAAGAUGGGAGUGAAAUUGCAGGAGAGUCCAAGGAGCCAGGUACCAAGUCCAGAGGCGAAGCUUGGGAUGAAAGUGGAGGAUCUGUGGGAUAUACAGGAGCCGCAGCUCACUCCCAGUGAGAAACUCAAUUCUUGCUUUGAAAACAUUGCAGUCUCUGCUUUUCCUCCUGCUCCUUCUGAUCAAGUGAUUGAGAUUAGGUCAGACAGCAGUCUAGCUGAGGCAGUUAAAAUACUGACCCAAAACAGGAUACUUGGUGCGCCUGUGGUGGAUGCGGAUGCGCCUGAGGACGCUAGUUGGAUGGACAGAUACAUUGGCAUUGUCGAGUUUGCUGGAAUCGUUGUCUGGAUUCUGCAACAGUCAGAACCUCCAUCUCCUAGGAGCCCACACUCUGGAGCUGCUCUUGCAAUAGCAGCUAAUGGAAUGACUAAUGCAGCAGGACUGCUAGGCUUAGGCCCAGAAGAUGCAGCAGCGACUUCUGGAAACUUUUUUGAAGCACUGACCGCUUCUGAAUUUUAUAAGAACACAAAGGUUCGAGACAUUUCGGGGUCAUUCAGAUGGGCUCCCUUUCUUGCCUUGCAGAAAUCCAACUCCUUUUUGACAAUGCUGUUACUCCUUUCUAAUUACAAAAUGAAGAGCGUUCCUGUGGUUGAUUUGGGUGAGGGAAAGAUUGACAAUAUUGUCACGCAAUCUGCUGUGAUUCACAUGUUAGCGGAGUGUGUUGGGCUUCAUUGGUUUGAAAGCUGGGGAAGGAAGAAGCUGUCUGAAAUUGGCCUUCCCCUGAUGUCACCAGAUCAUGUAGUCAAGGUGAACGAGGAUGAACCGGUGCUUCAGGCAUUUAAGCUGAUGCGAAAAAAGAGGGUCGGAGGUAUACCUGUUGUUGAAAGAGAUGGGAAAAAGACGGUGGGUAACAUAAGCCUGAGAGAUGUUCAAUUCCUUCUAACUGCACCAGAGAUCUAUCAUGACUAUAGAUCUAUCACUGCAAAGAACUUCCUGAUGGCGGUUAGAAGCUACUUGGAGAAGGACGGCAAAGCCACACCAUUCUCAAGUGGCACGGUCACAUGCACGAAGGAUCACAGUCUCAAAGAACUGAUUCUGAUGCUCGAUUCCCAGAAGAUCCACCGAGUCUAUGUUGUCGAUGAUGAGGGGAAUCUGGAAGGAGUAAUUACCCUUAGAGACAUCAUAUCAAGACUUGUACAUGAACCCCAUGGCUACUUUGGUGAUUUCUUUGAUGGGGUUUUGCCACUGCCCCAAAAUAGCAGGGUUUAAGAAAUGUUACUAAAUAACGGUCCAAUCGCCGUCAAAGAUCGGUCAGUUUUCCUCGUGCAACUUGCCUAAUGGUCUCUGCUAAAGUCCUUUUGUAGAAGAGUUGUGCGUUUGUAGCAUGGUUAGGUAUUUGUAAUUAAUCAAUUUUCCUCUGGCUCUGAUAAUAUGUCGCCACCACUGUGUACAUAGUUAUGUGUCAAUGGUUUCCAUUGUACAACUUCUACGGCCGGGGCAGAAUUUUAGACAUCAUCUCCAUCUCCAUUGGUAUAUUCGGGUCAUUCUUGUU